Messenger RNA from Clupea harengus (Atlantic herring), 1491 nucleotides. RefSeq names its product NSE1 component of SMC5/6 complex (gene nsmce1). Gene Ontology annotation, cellular component: Smc5-Smc6 complex; nucleus. The record is from RefSeq and is a predicted model, not a curated record. Gene Ontology annotation, biological process: double-strand break repair via homologous recombination. Gene Ontology annotation, molecular function: ubiquitin-protein transferase activity. NCBI's taxonomy places the organism in Eukaryota, Metazoa, Chordata, Actinopteri, Clupeiformes, Clupeidae.
GUGAUCAAAUUAGAUCGAAGUAGUAAAAGUCAAGGAAGAAAAAAAGAACCAAUGGUGUGUUCGAGCAAACUUUGACGUAUUCUUUCAAGAGUUACAAAAGGUUUUGGGUGUUGAACAGUGCCAUGGUAAAAUUCUGGCGCGGGAAAGUGACAAACAGGAAGAUAAUUUUCAACUGGAAUCUGGAGAGGGCUAAGGGGUUUUCUGAUCUUUUGGAGUCACAGUUGCCAGUUAGCUGGUCAACUGCUUGAUACAGGAAGGUUGUGAGACGUCUUCUGCCUCGGUAUGACGCGGCCAAUGGUAGACAGUCACCGCAGGUUCCUACAAACGAUGAUGAGCAAUGGCAUUAUUGAUGGCUCCCAGGCUGAGGCAUUGCAUAAGCACUGUUGUGAAGCUGCUGGUGUCAACUAUAGCCAGGACAGACUGGAUGAGUUCAUAGAAGUUAUCAACAUACACCUGCAACCCAUGUUCAUGCAUAUCAGGAAGGGAAUGUCUGAAGACGAUGGCCUUCAGUAUUAUGCUUUGGUAAAUUUAGCUGAGACGGACGUGACCCGAAUGUCUUCUGAUUAUGCCGACAAUGAGCUGGAGCUGUUCAGGAAAAUAAUGGAUUUGGUUGCGGAGUCUGAGAAUGGAACGGCCUCGUCCACUGAUAUUUUGAACUGUGGUGAUGCUCUCCUUUCGAAAAAACUAAAGAAAAAGGAGACGGAACAAGUUUUAAAUAAGUUUGUCCAAAAUAAGUGGUUGACUGAGAAACAUGGAGAAUAUUCACUGAGCACUCGGUGUAUUAUGGAGAUGGAACAGUACAUGCGUACCUUAUACCAGGAUCUCAUCAAAAACUGUCAUGUAUGCGAUAUCAUAGCCUUCCAGUGCCAGAUGUGUGAGAACCCAGACUGUGGGAUCAGGAUGCACUUGCCCUGUGUGGCCCGCUACUUCAGGGGCCGCAGCGACCCCCACUGCCCCGCCUGCAACGAGUUCUGGCCACACGAGAUCCCAGAAAUCCACAGGCCUCUGGCCUCUCAAAGUCAGCCCUCGUCUGCAAAGGAGAACACUGCGCCCAGAUCCACACCCUCGACCUCCCAGACCCGCAGGUCCAGCAGGCGAUUAUAGCCUCAGUCAUCUGUCAUAGCACCACACAAUCUCCAUGGAGCCACUGCAGCCUGAACGUUGUUUUAUUUUGUACAUUUUGAUGCAGAAAACAGCAUAAGAGUUAGGUGACAAAUUAGCCAAGAAGUCAAUGUUCUGAGGACUAAUGAUGGAGUUAAAGGCCUCCAGACAGGGAAAGUGCACAGUAUAUGGAUACACCACUGUACAGAAAUGACUGACGUUUCAACUUUUGGAAGCUCCGCUUUUGUUUUUGAUUGACUUUUUCUUUUUUAUACCAUUCCAUUGCUUCUAAAUCCGCUGGACUCUCAGUUUACCAUUUCAUGUGUUUAGUGUGUUUUGAUAAGUGGUAAUAUUUUAAUCAGUUCUAAAAUAAAGGUACAUUUGAAUGUU